This is a messenger RNA of Dreissena polymorpha, 4690 nucleotides long. Its product is annotated as molecular chaperone MKKS-like. The transcript has 7 exons. NCBI's taxonomy places the organism in Eukaryota, Metazoa, Mollusca, Bivalvia, Myida, Dreissenidae. Gene Ontology annotation, cellular component: kinociliary basal body; nucleus; cytoplasm. The record is from RefSeq and is a predicted model, not a curated record. Bases 441 to 2351 code for a protein of 636 amino acids. Gene Ontology annotation, molecular function: ATP binding. Gene Ontology annotation, biological process: protein folding; intracellular transport; cilium assembly.
UCCGUUACUUUCUACCAAGACAGCAUCUCACACAUGACCUUCAUUUAUUUUGUAUUCGUUUGAAAUUAGUAUGCAUAGGCAGCCAAUAAAUCCUUUUAAUUCUGAACAUUGAAUCCGGUUUCAAUCGAUGUAGAUUAGCUUAUGCGCAACUCAGUUAUUAAACGGAGGAGGAAACACAACAGUCGGAAUGAGAGCUUCUUGGACUCUGUUGCUGUACAAACCACCGGUUUCGAAGAAGACGAACAGAUCCUCUAACAUUUUCAAGAUCUUCAGAGAAAAACCGUUCUUAUCGUUUUGUGUGAUUUUUAUCAUUGCCUUACCAAUCAAAUUCUACUUCUACCCUGCUGACAGAAUGUUAGAAGGUAAAUACAGGGCAAAGGUUCGAGAACAGGAAUUGAAAAAAGCCAAAAAGAACACCCAGUAAAACGUUGGUUGCAGCGAUGUCUUCUAUUAAACCUGAAAAACCAAGGGCAUCUGCCUUAGAGAGAUCGACGGUAGCCAAGUACCGAGACGCCUUCAACGUCCUGCAACAACUUGUUUUGACGUGUAGGACCCCUGAAGGCCGGAUUAAAAUUCUGCAAAAUACGAACGGUGGGAAUAAAACUGUGACAACUAUGUCACAAAGACUGUUGCAGGCUCUGUCAAUUACCAAGCCAGUAAUUCAGCUGCAAGUCUCAGCAACCCAGGGGCAUUUAUUGACAUACAAAGAUGGUGGAUUGUUUGUGCUAGGUUUUGCUAGUACAUUAGUUCAACAGUCUUUGGAUUCUUCUAUAAACCCUGUUAUUUUAGCGGAGAUAUUUGAAGCCCUGUUGACAUUUUGUACUUGUCACAUGGAAAGUUUGGAAUGUUCUUUUAGGUUUAAGGCUGCUAUCGCAGAUAUACAUUUUAUGGUUAGCUUCGUUAAAAGUGUGAUUCAACCAAAAAUAGUUACUUCAUUGAAUAAUGAAGAACUUACAUUCAUUGCAAAACUUGUUCUUGAGGUGUUUUUGACUUGCAUUAAUGAAGGCCAUGCCUAUAGCAUAAAAGAUAGUAUCAUGACAUUGUCACAGGAAGGAUGUAAGGUACUGGACAGCAAAGUAAUGCCAGGGGUUGUGAUACAUGCUCCUGAAUUGCCGCGCUUUGUUCAGAUGGAUCUUACACAUCUGGGUGGUAAAUUGUACGGCUGCACUGAUAUCAGAUGUGUCAUAGUAACAGCCUCUAUGUCUGGCGACUACUCAGAGCUAGACAAUGUGGGCUACACUGCAGACAGCCAAGUUGGUGUAGAUGAAGAAUGUGUUGCCAACUUGGAAGCAUUUUGUCAGACCCUGGUAUCGUGGGAGGUGAAGCUACUGCUGUGCCAACGAGUUGUUCAUCCACAGCUGAAGGUCUACCUCAAAGAGUGUGAGGUUUUAGUGGUGGACAGAAUUGGCCUGCAGCCUAUAAAAUACCUUGCAGCUGUCACGGGUUGUGUACCAAUCCAGUCGGCAGAUGUCGACAUCCCAGAGAAAUAUUUUGGUUGCCUUGACAAGGUGCAGCAUAUUCACCUGCAUGGCAAGAGUUAUCUGCAGUUGACCAGGGCCUGCAAACCAGUUACCUCCCUUUUUCUGGGUCAUCAGCAUGAGCAGCCAUUACAGGAGCUUGUGGCUGUGUGUGACUCUGCCCUGGCCUCUCUGGAGAAGUUGCUGUACGAACCCCACGUGUUCCCUGGCGCAGGUUGCUGGCAGGGACUUCUGGCACAAGAACUGCAGUCACAUGUUUCCAAAGAACUCGGUAGUCUAGUAAAGGACAUGGAGUGCCCUCCUCAAUAUAUAACAGAAGCAGCUGACAUAUUUCUCCGCAGUCUUUUAAUUGCUGCCUUGGGCAACCCUUCCCUGUGUGCCUUAAACAGUCGCACGCACCACGUGCACAGGUCAUCUGAUGUCUUUGCCUCCCGCACUGACAGUUGGGAGACAUUCAGCAGACAAUGUCUAUGCAAUUUGACUUCCAGAGAAGAGGGUGAUAUAUUGAUCGAUAUUUCUUCACUGAUUUCAAUAAGUAAACGCAACACUGAGAGUAGUCAACAACCCAGUAGCAUUUCAACAGGACAUUCAAACUAUAACAAAAUUGGAGUAGAAUUUAAGUCCGGUCAAUCCACUAUGAGUGUUAAUCCACAUCUUCUAAAGCAGAAUAUACAAGAUUCCUCUGGAAAGAAAGGUUCUAUGAAAACACAAAUUCUAGGGACAGCAGGGGAAGGUUCUUUAUCUGCGGUUCUUCCUCAAGGUCAAGGUCAUGUUGUUAUGGACAGCAGUGCCAUGUGUAUUGCUGGGCUGCAGACUGCCACUUUGUCUGCCUGCUCGCUGCUCAAGAUCGGGCAGAUCCUUGAAAACUUCUAGACAGAACUUCAUGUGCGUAAAGUGUCACAUUAGCCUGUGCAGUCCACACAGGCUAAUCAGGGACAACACCUGCUUUAAUGGAUUUUUAGCUCAUCUAUUUUUUGAAAAAAAAAUUAUGAGCUAUUGUCAUCACCUUGGCGUCGGCGUCUGCGUCGGCGUCCGGUUAAGUUUUGCGUUUAGGUCCACUUUUCUCAGAAAGUAUCAAUGCUAUUGCAUUCAAACUUGGUACACUUACUUACUAUCAUGAGGGGACUGGGCAGGCAAAGUUAGAUAACUCUGGCGUGCAUUUUGACUGAAUUAUGUGCCCUUUUUAUACUUAAAAAAUUAAAAAAUUUGUGUUCAGGUCCAUUUUAUUCCUUAAGUAUCAAAGCUAUUGCUUUCAUACUUGCAACACUUACUAACUAUCAUAAGGGGACUGUGCAGGCAAAGUAAUGUAACUCUGACUGGCAUUUUGACAGAAUUAUGUGCCCUUUUUAUACUUAGAAAAUUGAAAAUUUGGUUAAGUUUUGUGUUUAGGUCCACUUUAUACCUACAGUAUCAAAGCUAUUGCUUUCAUACUUGCAACACUUAUUAACUAUCAUAAGGGGACUGUGCAGGCAAAGUUAUGUAACUCUGACUGGUAUUGGACGGAAUUAUGGGCCCUUUAUACUUAGAAAAUUGAAAAUUUGGUUAAGUUUUGUGUUUUGGUCCACUUUACCCCUAAAUUAUCAUAGAUAUUGCUUUCAUACUUGGAACACUCGCAAACUAUCAUAAGGGUACAGUAAAAGGACAAGUUGCAUAACUCCGGAUGUCAUUUUUAUGGAAUUAUGGCCCUUUUUUGCCUUAGUAACUUUGAAUAUACGGUUAAAUUUUGUGUUUCGAUCCACUUUACUUCUUAAGUAUCAAGGCUAUUGCUUUCAAACUUCAAAUACUUUCAUGCUAUCAUGAGGUUACUGUACCUGGCAAGUUGAAUUUUACCUUGACCUUUGAAUGACCUUGACUCUCAAGGUCAAAUUACUGUGAAACCAUUAUUAAUCGUCGGGCAUUAAUUUUCAUAAAUUUCGUCAGUCGACCGAUCGGCGAAUUUAAGAUCCUAACGAACAAUCAUGCUCUAUGUUUGAACAAAAACAAACACUGAGUUGAACAUUAUUUUAAAUCUUUACCGUAGACAUGAGGCAUUAAAUUCCAACAUAAUCCAUGCACACAUUCACUGCUGUUUCGUAAUCAAGAUUAAUCCGGUUUUGACACAAAGGGAUGUAGAUUACACAAGGUGCUUAACUGACACGUUAUACUUCUUUAAAACGCGUGUGCAUUACAGCUGUAUCGAAUGCGUUGACUUCGUUUAUGUAGAAUGGUAAUGAAUUAGCGCUAAUUGUUUAUAACUUUAUUACCCAUUAGGUGCAUUGUGUUUUUCAGGGGUGUUGCAUAUUAGCCAUCACGCAGCGAAUGCCGAUGAAAAACAAUAAACCAAAUGAAAAGAUGACGAUGUGUGAUCAACAUGCGUAUUUAUCACAAAUAAAUAAAGAAUAUUUUAAUUGCUGUUUGUUGUUUGAUUGUUUGCGUUUAACCACACUUAUAACUAUUUUAAAUGUAUAAAUUUAUUUAUUUUAAAAUUAUUGAUUUAUAUACCGGUAGUUUACUUUUUAAGAACAAACACACAGAGUUUAUAAUUUUAAUGUUGAUAUCAGAAUAAAAAAGCAUUUUAUUUGAAAAAAAAAACACUUAACAAACUGGAACCUCUUUCGUAUAACACAAACAGUUUUAAAACGGUAUUGACAGCAUUUUGAUAAAAAUCAUACCAACUAGAAUAACGAUUGUUAUCAGUAUGGCAAUUAUAAUAAUAGAAAAAGACUAAUGGGCAAUUGGCUUCGUUGUUACAAACACUCGUUAACGGUUAUUCGAUCUCACUUGUCCGCUAAUCAUAACAAUGAACGUGUGAAUGGCAUACAUUAAGAGGGUCCAUUACUGUCCCUUGAUAACAAAAGACUAGUUAAUUGGCAUGUGACAAACAGGCACCACCUCCUGCAGUGAUUCUCAAGUGUGUUCCCGCAUUCGUAAGAUUUAUCGCAACUGCGAUUGAUCGCGAAUAUGUAUUACACACAAAUCGGAUGUUGACUGACGCAUUUUGUUUAAAAUUUAAAAUCAGAAAUCGGCGAAUUUAAGUGCUGACGAAAUCGUCAUUUUUAUAAAAUUGACGAAAUUUUGUGCUGUCGAAAAUAAAUGGUUUCACAGUAUUAAAUUUUGCUAAAAUGGCCAUAACUUCUUUAUUUAUGAUUAGAUUUGAUUGAUACUUUGACAAAACUACUCUUACCUGACAUACCACAAUAGACUCCACCCAAAUCAUCCCCCGUGCCUCCCCC